Molecule: messenger RNA, 1164 nt
Organism: Acanthamoeba castellanii str. Neff
Lineage: Eukaryota; Discosea; Longamoebia; Acanthamoebidae
Exons: 3
Coding region: 1-1164 (387 amino acids)
Source: RefSeq, a predicted model, not a curated record
AUGAACGUAACGCACCUCGACGACGAGGCCCACAACCUGGCCGUCCUCGGCUGGCGUGUGCGCUCCCUUUGGGACUCCCCUCCGACGGGGACAUUUCGCGUCGAGUGCGGCAAGAGGACGUGGCGCCGCGACGCCCACCGCUGGGUCGACGAAAAGGACGCAGUGGCGACGUGGGACGACGACUUCUGCCCGCACGCGCUGGCAAUGAUGGUGAGCCCCGACUUUUGUGUGUGCGUGGACGGACGCACGCUUGUCCAGUGGACAGAUACGUACGCCCAUCGCCUCUCGCGGAGCAUAUCCAAAGUGUUGGCCGAAUGUCUGGAGGACAGGAGCGGUGUCAGGGCGCGCGUCGUCGCGCGGCUGCUGCGCGACUGCGAGCACAAGAUCGAGCAUUCAGCGGCAGCCAGAGGCAGACCGGAUCUCAGAGCAGACGGGCGGGCGCUCUCCGCGCUCUGCGACACGCUGGAAUCCCUCUUGACCCUGAUCGACGGGCACACCGUCGGGAUGCCCUACUGGCUGACGCUCCUGGUCCGGGCGCCCAAGGGCCAGAACUGUACGUCAACGCCUCGGGAUGCAUUUGCUCUGGCGCGCUCGACCUACAACGCCAGGACUGUCGAUCGCCUCCUGCGUGCCACGGUGGGCGAAAAGGGUGGAACCGUGCACAUCGGGUCCCUCGCCAUCCGUUUCGACUAUGUGACCGGCACCUGGCGCUUUGCCCCACGACAUCUAUUCGACCGUGGGACAAAGGCAUUGGACGUGCGAAGAACUGGCACAGACGGCCGCGGUCAUCCUGGAGGCCGACCACCGCAAUCCAUUUUCUAUGUGCCCGCCUUUUGCACACUGGUGACCGCCAUCCUCGAGCACGGACCCUCUGUCGACGGCCAUCAAAUCUUGGCCCUCCAAGAUGCCAUUCGGGCCAUCGAGGACGACCACGACCCGACUGCGCCCUGCCUCGCCUCGCUCGGUACCGCCAAGACCCUGUUGGAGGUGCUCGAAAGGACUGAGUGGGUGCGUCUAGAGGUCAUCAACCCGGCCAUCCAGAAGGUGGCAACCGAGGCUGUAUCGCGCGCACGCUUGAUUCCCAACUACCGAACACUGGCGUCGUCGACAACCCUAAGGGAGUGGCCCAAACGAUUCAUUUCAAUAGGCCCUGGUAAGUGGUAG